Rhizophagus irregularis DAOM 181602=DAOM 197198 is the source of this 684-nucleotide messenger RNA. NCBI's taxonomy places the organism in Eukaryota, Fungi, Glomeromycota, Glomeromycetes, Glomerales, Glomeraceae. The record is from RefSeq and is a predicted model, not a curated record.
AUGAAGCUUGCAACAGAUUAUCCCCUUCUUAAUGUCAAAUAUAAUUUCUUAGAUGUAAUGCAAGUUCCCAAAGCAGAAGCUGAGGAACUUGGAGUGGCUUUGAUUACAUUAGAUUUAAUACCACCCAAUUUCAAUCCAUUAUUGAAGAUGGAUAAAGCUGUUGAAUUACGUCUUCAGCUUAAAGGCAACUUUGUCCCUGCAAUUGUUGAUAGAGUUGCACUGGUAAAAUUUAAAACAAAAAUAUACAAUAGCAUUCCUCCUUGGAAUUUUGGUUCUAUCUUUGGAUUACCUCCUAAUUAUCACAGUACACCGAGUAUAGAAUGCUCGGUCAAUUACUUUCCUUUCAACCAGAAUCCAUAUAAUAUGCCGAUUGGAACAAAUGGCUACUUCAGUAUUAGUCCAGGAGACUUUAUAGUGGAGGAGACCAGUGAAAAACGAACAACGACCAUUCUUAGUAUUUUUGGAUCAGCUGGCGGUGCAUUUGGUAUUGUCAUGAGUACUCUUAAAUUUCUCUUUGGAUCACCACGACUAGAUCCAUGGGGUUUUGUGAGAAGGAUAUCUAUAGAUAAAUGGUAUCUUCUACGAACUUUUAUACCAAAAGAUGGCGAUGACAAUUUACUCUACGAUGAAAUUGAUUUUAAAAAAUACUUGGUUAUUCAUAAAAAUUUGUCCAAAUUGGAAUAA